AUGUCAUUUCCCCCAGUGAACCCCCUGCCCGUCGGGCGGGGAAGCAGCUUUUUAACGCCAACAGACCCUUUGGGGAACCGAGGAGAACAAACCGACGGGACUUUAGGGCCGAGGGAUGAGCUCAAAGACCCGCUCAGCGCGCCGGGGACGGGCCGGGACCCACCCGCUCCGCCGGGCCCCCCUCCCGGUCCGACCCUGCCCGGCAGCGGAUCCCGAUCCCGGCUGGAAGCAAACUUGGUGUUGCACCAGACUGUGGAGCGCAUCCACGUGGGCAAGAAGUAUGGGGACAUCCCACGAGGGAUCUUUGUUGUGAGAGGAGAGAACGUUGUUCUGCUGGGGGAAAUAGACCUGGAAAAGGAGAGUGAUACACCUCUGCAGCAAGUCUCCAUUGAGGAGAUCCUGGAGGAGCAGCGGGUGGAACAGCAGGCCAAGCAGGAGUCAGAGAAGCUGAAGGUGCAGGCGCUGAAGGAGCGGGGCCUCUCCGUCCCACGGGCAGACACCCUGGACGAGUACUAG
This is a messenger RNA of Chaetura pelagica (chimney swift), 516 nucleotides long. It is a transcript of the gene LSM1, whose product is annotated as LSM1, U6 small nuclear RNA associated. Gene Ontology annotation, molecular function: RNA cap binding. Gene Ontology annotation, cellular component: Lsm1-7-Pat1 complex; P-body. Bases 1 to 516 code for a protein of 171 amino acids. Gene Ontology annotation, biological process: deadenylation-dependent decapping of nuclear-transcribed mRNA. Lineage: Eukaryota; Metazoa; Chordata; Aves; Apodiformes; Apodidae. The transcript is spliced from 3 exons. The record is from RefSeq and is a predicted model, not a curated record.